Messenger RNA from Pecten maximus, 4127 nucleotides. Its product is annotated as coiled-coil domain-containing protein 6-like. The coding region runs from base 9 to 1241 and encodes 410 amino acids. The transcript has 9 exons. The record is from RefSeq and is a predicted model, not a curated record. NCBI's taxonomy places the organism in Eukaryota, Metazoa, Mollusca, Bivalvia, Pectinida, Pectinidae.
AAUCGACAAUGGCGGACAGUGCGAGUGAGUUGGAGAGCGAUACCAGCUCUAUUGAUGGGGGACCGACGAUGAAACCCCCAUCUCCGGCUCAGCUAGAACAGUUGCAAAAGCGACUGGAGUCAAUUCAACAGGAAAAUAGAGUGCUGAAAAUGGAAUUGGAGACGUAUAAGUUAAAGUGUAAAACGUUGCAAGAAGAGAAAAAAGAACUCCAAAAAGCCAGUGUCAAUAUUCAAGCCAGAGCAGAACAAGAGGAAGAAUUCAUCAGUAACACACUUUUAAAGAAAAUCCAGGCAUUAAAAAAGGAAAAGGAAGCACUAGCUAUGAAUUAUGAACAGGAGGAAGAAUUUCUUACAAAUGACUUGUCGAGAAAAUUGAUGCAGUUGAGACAAGAGAAGGUGGAGCUGGAACAUACUCUGGAGAAAGAACAAGAGUACCAAGUUAACAAAUUAAUGAGAAAGAUAGAAAAGUUAGAAAGAGAAACUCUCACAAAACAAUCCACUUUAGAACAGCUCCGUCGGGAGAAAGUAGAGCUGGAGAACGCAUUGGAGCAGGAACAGGAAUCGUUGGUCAAUAGGUUAUGGAAACGCAUGGACAAGUUAGAGACAGAAAAAAGGAUGCUACAGGAAAAGCUAGACCAGCCUGUUACUGGUCCACCGUCGCCACGGGAGAUGAACAACGGAGACACUGCCAACAACCUCGCCCAACACAUAGAGAACCUGAGGGGAGAGGUGAAUAAAUUGAAGGACAUGCUGCGGGCUGGACAGCAGGAACAUGAGCAGAAAAUGGCACAGUAUGCACAGGAAGAGAAACAUAUCCGAGAAGAAAAUCUACGUCUUCAAAGAAAACUCCAAAUGGAGAUGGAGCGAAGAGAAAGUCUCUGCCGCCACCUUUCAGAAAGUGAAUCAAGCUUAGAAAUGGAUGAUGAAAGACAUUUUAAUGAGAUGACGAAACAACAGGAGAUAGGUCAUGGAGCCAGACCACGAACAGUUUCAAGUCCUAUCCCAUACGGUUCUCCUAACACAUCCAGACCUAUGUCACCAGGGUUGAACUACCCAGCGUUCAGCCCCCCUAGUCCCAUGAGAAGAAGUACGGGAAGUUCUCCUUUCCACCCUCCUUCUCAGAUGCCGAGCUCCUCACCACCAGUACACAGCCAUAUGACGAGCAUGCAUCAGAAAGCAAGGCCAAGCCCCGACAAGUUUGCCCGACCCAGUAGUUUUCCCGAGAGAAAUGAGAAAACCUGAGACUUGGUCCAUCAACAUACGGAGCACAUCCAUCUAGCCUGCUGCCAUACCUACAGCUCCAGCUGUCGAGCAUUUUUGGACUUUCAUUGCCAGGACUGUUUCGUUGGUGCUAUAUCUCCUGUGGACUUUUAGUGUUCUGUACACGCCUACUAACGCUUACCUACCACAACUGUCAGGGUGAUCAAUCAUCGCGCAGUGUCAUCGAAGAGAGGAUUGCAGUCCGUACAUGAGGUGCUAAUUAGUGCCCUUUCUGUUAUAAUUACCAAACAGUGGAAAUUGUGGCCGGACGAUUUGGGAAUAGAAUUUAGAAAUGUAUUUCUCUUUUUUAUUUUCCAGAUACUAUUUCUGAUUUUUGGAAAGGUACCAUUUUGCAAUUUUCAGAAAGGUCACUUAUUGAAGUGGUUUAUGUUUUCGUUUUACUAACCAAAUGUGGAGGUAUUUUAUGAAGCAUUCUAGUCCCUGUACUCUUGGUGAAUGUGUGUGCUUGUAUGUGUGUAGAGGUUUAAAUGAGGUAUAUAGUUCAUGGGUGGGGAUAUUCAUCAAUUCUGCUGAAUGAUAAGAUAUUUUUGUUAAGUUUAUUAUUCUGUUGGGGAAAUGUCAUUGUCAUUUUCUGCCAAUCAGGAGUUUACAGUACCUAGACUUGAAUUCUAAUCAAAAAUCUGUAAUAUUUGUUUUGAACAUGAGUAAUUUCAUAAUCUGUUCAUGAACAUUUUUUUUUUGUCUGAUGGAAAACAAUUUUUUUUUAAAUCCCUGGUCAUUAUAACAUUAAAUAAUGAAAUAGUUACUUUCAGUAUCUUAACUAGGAAACAUAUUUCAGAUCUUACUUCCGGAUCAUAGUUAAGGAUCUUUAAUAAACAAUUCUUCCAUAAUAACAUUUUUAAAUUCUUAAAAAAAAUGUGUAUAAAAAUAUACACAAAACUUUAACAGACUGAAGAAAAAUGUUUCUAUUAAUCUUUCAGAGAAGUCAUUUAGAAGAUAGCUUCAUCAAAUGAGAAACUGAAUUCUUGCAAUUGUUAGUUUAUUUAUUAACACUAAAAGUUUUGAAAGUCUAAGAAUUGGUGUUCGAUAACAUUUUGGAUAAUACUUGAUACAAACUUAGAAGUAUUUGAUACAGACUUAUAAAAAAAGUGAAUCACGAUCAAUCAAAAUUGGGCUAUGUGACAAUUGUUUGAAGUGAGGUUAAGCAUCUUUCUGGAUAAUGUCUUGAUUUAAUCUGCAUGUAUUUGCCUUUCUUCUUUGAGAUAGCCUGGAAUUUUUUUGUUGAUGUUUCUGUGUGAAAUUGAAGGUUGAUAGUUAUGUUUGUACCUUUAGCUUGUUAUUGUCUCGUAGUUUGAAAAACAUGAAAAUAUUUGGAAAAUAUUUGUUUUCCUUUAUUAUCUUAUGAAUUGUAUUAACUGUAUGUUCUAAAUAAUUAUAACCAAUCAUUAGUUCAUUGUGAUAAUAUAAGGUGUAUGCUUGUAUCUGUAAAAUUUAAUUAUCUGUAUCGGAAGAACAUUCGUUCUACGUGUUUGUGAUUUGGUAUACCCUUGACAAGUCUUCCGUACUGCAGCAUCGCCGUCAUUCCUGUUUACGCUGAUUUUAAUGUUUCUUGGCUCAUAUCAACUUGGUUGAGUUUCCUCUCCACCAUCUACAGUUUUGAAAUCUUAACAUAUUGAUUUGCAGAGCUUGCAUUUGAUAAAAAAAUCUCUAAAGAAAGCUGACAGAGCAAGCAGACUUGUAUAGUUGAUCAAUGUCUAUAUGUUCUUGAUCAGUUAUAAAUUGUAUAGUGAAACCUGUCUAAUCUGAUUGAGUUUUCUGACAUACUGUCUAAUCCGACAUGUAUGUCAAUAACAUUUCUACCAAAAACUAACAAAGAAAACCUCUGUUUUCUAAAGAUAGCACAUGAAUGACAUCACUGUAUCCCAGGAUUACAUCAGAAAACAAUAUUUCCUCUGGUCUAAGUAUUUACAUCUGUUUAUUAUAGUUGAAAUAUGCAUUGUGCGAUGAUGAUCAUCUCGAAUUUCUUGUUAAUGCUAUUUUCAUUUACAUGUAUAAGCUUAGAUAUUGGAACCUUGUUCCAAUUUCCCAAAUGUAAGACCUUUUGAAGUCUUUGUCAAUAACUACAAACAAAUGUAGAGGCCUUCUGAACUGACUCGAUAAACAAGCAUAGACAUUCUUGUUCAGUUCUUGUGUAGAAAAAGAUCCAAUUGAAGGAUGUUGGCAUUGAACCGUCGGUUCGUAAUUGGAAAAGUUUGCAUUGUUGACUUAUGAGAGUAGUAAGAUGGAACUUUGUUGUUUUGAAAAAGACCCAAUUGAAAGCAGUUGGUAUUAGAAAUGUAAGUUGUUAGAGGCGAUUGCAUUGUUAACUUGUGCGAGUACUACAGUAGAACCUUGUCGAUCUAGCCCGGUGUUUAUAGAGGUAGGCUGUUGUGUAGAUACAGAGUGUGUGGAUACAGGUGGUUUUGUAGAUUAACAGAGUUCUGCUGUAAAAAGAGGAGUUUUGUGAAAUAUAGUUUGGGAGGAAAAUGAUUGCGUGUCUUGUUGCGGAGAGCCGAGUCAUGUUUUUUUGUUAUUUCGACUCGGUAUCAUGACUGAGGUGUAUAGACUUGUUAUGAUAAACAGGAGAAAGAAUUCACCAUGAUUUCUUAUAUAUCAUUUCAUACCCGGUUAUAGUUUGGACUUGUGUCCUAGGGUUUGUCCCAACCUUAUUGUGAGAAGGAUAUUGGUUCAAGUAUGUCCGUCCCUGGAUUUUGGUUUUAUUUUGAGGUUAUAUCAAAUGUGUUAGAUAUAGAAUAAAGUAAAAAAAAUUGUCAUGACCUGAUAAAAAUAUUAAAACAAAAAACAAAAACAAAAAAAAAACAAUGGUAGUUUAGGUCAAUUUUGAUCAACCUUGUUAUAUUGUUGUAA